GAUUCUCCCCCAGGCACGUUUCUUCAUCGAUUAUUUUCCAUUUGGCCAAGGCCCGGAAAUGUUCAUGUUUAUUGUCAUUUAUUUUUAUGGCUUUAUAUGACCUGAUGCUGAGGCAUAUAUUUGGCGGAUGUCUUUUAUUUCAGGGAAUGCGGAUCAAUCUGUCCAUCUUGUAGCUGGUGAAGGGCUAGAGGCAUAUCUCCCUCUUGCUGACAUGAUUGAUAUUACUGCCGAAAUCCAACGCCUAUCUAAGAGACUUUCCAAGAUGCAGACAGAAUAUGAUGGACUUAAAGCUCGGCUCAGCUCUCCUAAAUUUGUGGAGAAAGCUCCUGAAGAUAUUGUCCGUGGAGUUCAAGAAAAGGCGGCAGAAACAGAAGAGAAGAUUACUCUCACCAAAAACCGAUUAGCAUUGCUCGAAUCAAGUGUUCUGGUCACAUAAUAAGACCCUCAGUCAUCUAUGCUCCAUCAGCUUAA
Malus domestica (apple) is the source of this 471-nucleotide messenger RNA. Lineage: Eukaryota; Viridiplantae; Streptophyta; Magnoliopsida; Rosales; Rosaceae. The record is from RefSeq and is a predicted model, not a curated record.